Lathyrus oleraceus (garden pea) is the source of this 921-nucleotide messenger RNA. RefSeq lists its product as uncharacterized. The transcript is spliced from 2 exons. NCBI's taxonomy places the organism in Eukaryota, Viridiplantae, Streptophyta, Magnoliopsida, Fabales, Fabaceae. Bases 1 to 921 code for a protein of 306 amino acids. The record is from RefSeq and is a predicted model, not a curated record.
AUGUCUCAACAAUCUUCACCCACUCUCAUGCAUGUCCCAGCUGAAACCAGUGGAUCUUCCUCCCCAACAUCUAGGGCAAACGAACCGUUUCAAAUGAUCAACCUGGCAGAUCUGGUCUUGAAUGUUGCCCCUCUAUCCAUGGUUCAUCCUCCUCCUCAGAAGAAAGUUAUUCCUUAUGUGUCAAAAAAUGUCAAGAAUUCUAGUAAGUCUUCUGAACCUAUCAUCCCUCAUAAAUAUAACAAUGUUGUUGAAGAGGAAUCUAGGUAUAAAGGGUAUGAAAUAAGAAACUCUAGUAUGCAUGAUGACGACACCGAAAAUCCCACGGAAGCAGAAAGAAAUGAAAAUGAUAAGGAACUUAGGAAGUUUGUUGCAUUUAUUUUGAAGGAAGUAAACUCAGAUGUUUUGCCAGAUGUUCAAACAUCUUUGGUAAAAGAUCUAAGCCCUGACAAUGGCUCUAGUGAAAAAUCUGAGGAAAGCGUUCCUGAACAUGCUGCUCGUGAGAGAAGAAGUAAAAAAAAAAGGGUGUUACAAAAAACAGUUGCAUUUGAAGAUUCUUCCUCCAAGGAAGUGAAGAGAAAAGUCGGUGGUUUGAAAGGUAUUCCUUCUAGAAUCUCCACAAGAAAAUAUCAUGUUGGACCUACUAGAUCAUGGAGUAAAGUUGUUACCCCUAAUAGAAAGAGGAAAGUUGUCUCUUUUAGUGAAUUCGAGUUUGAUGUUGAAAAGGAUGUCCAGGACAUCACGCCUAUAAAAAGAUCUUCUAACAAGAAGCCUCGUGAUGCUAUUCCCAAAGCUCCAUUGGACAAUGCUUCUUUACAUUAUAUGAAGAAUGCAGAAAGGUGGAAGUAUGUCAUUCAAAGGAGGUAUCCCUGGAAAGGGAAUUUGGGAAGGAUGCCCUUAAGUGUAAUUAGGUCAUGGAACUGA